AAACGCAUUUGAAGAAAAUUUUGGAGGAAGGCUGCACUGGUGGUUGGAUAUCCGAGAAAAUGAGGGAUGCGAUGUACGUGGAAUAUCCGCUUUGGCCUAUAGUGAAAACGGACAGAGAAUUGACUGCGGUAAACUCAAAAAGGAUUCGGUUUGGCCAUAGGAGAAACAAGAACCUUAAGGAGCUACUGUCAUCCGCAGAUCCGGUAAAUAAAUAUGAUAACAAUCAGAGGGGUGUACAAAAAAUGGGCUCAUUUCAAUGUGGUAACUGCGUAAUGUGUAAUACACUGAUUCUGGGGAAAACAUUUUUCCACCCACACACUGGGAAGCCAUAUGAUAUAAAGCACAGACUUACCUGCACAUCCCGAAAUGUGAUUUAUAUAAUUAAAUGCCCCUGCGGUCUUAUAUACUGCGGGAAGACUAAUAGACAAUUACGUGAAAGGAUUAGUAUGCAUCGUUCAACAAUCCGGGCAGCAUUGGAACCUAAACCAAAGAAAAAUGUCAAACAGGAUAUAUCUAAACAACCAGUAGCCCAACACUGGCUACAAGCUAAACAUCCUGCCUCUUCUUUUAAAUGUAUGCCUAUCGACUGUAUCCAGGAUACCCCAAGAGGAGGGAACACAGACCGUAUGUUGCUCCAGAGGGAGGCAUUCUGGACAUAUGAACUGGACUGCGUGGCUCCAAGGGGCCUAAAUACGGCAUUGCAGUUAAAUUGUUUUGUAGCCACAGGAUAAGUAGAUAGACUAUAGUAAUUGAUCAGUAUGGCUUAUAUACUCCGUGGACAUGUUCAUAUAAUCAUAUAUUAUGGAUCAGUUGGAUUGGAGACAUAUAGUGAAAUAUAAAAAUAUAAAAAUAUAAAAAUAUAAAAGUAAAGUAAACUAAAUCAAAUUAAUAUGAACAUAAUUCACUGAGGGGUCUCGAGCCAUGACAGACUAGAUACAGAUGUUUAUAAUAUUUAUAAUAUUUUAAAUUCUUUUUGCACCUUGCACUCUGCACUUUAUAUACACAGGACUCACAACAAAUAACUGUUAUUUAGAGCUUUUUAUGUAUUCUAACAUUUUAUAUAAUAUUAUAACUGUAUCUUAAUCACCCUUAUUAAUGAUAUGUGGGAAUUUUUGUAUAUCAGAUCAUAAGCUUUUAAUGUUCUUAAAACUGCACUGAUCACUUUAAUAGGGUGAUGUCACUUCCUUAAUUGUUUGUUCACUAUUGGCUAUAUAAACUUGUUGUAAUGGGAGGCAUAGUUGCCUUGAGAAAGGUCCCUGAGAGGACCGAAACGUCACGUUGGCUAAAUAUGCACAUAUGAAUACAUUUCUUUUUCACUGAAAUCCUGGUGUUGCUGGUCAUUUUUUGGUCUACAUAAAAUCCCUUACCGG
Xenopus laevis (African clawed frog) is the source of this 1370-nucleotide messenger RNA. RefSeq lists its product as uncharacterized. The transcript has 2 exons. Lineage: Eukaryota; Metazoa; Chordata; Amphibia; Anura; Pipidae. Bases 60 to 731 code for a protein of 223 amino acids. The record is from RefSeq and is a predicted model, not a curated record.